Medioppia subpectinata is the source of this 810-nucleotide messenger RNA. NCBI's taxonomy places the organism in Eukaryota, Metazoa, Arthropoda, Arachnida, Sarcoptiformes, Oppiidae. The record is from the annotation of a GenBank genome assembly.
GUAAUACCUGUUCAAUACAUGCAAUACACGUGCGUUUUGUGGGGAAAUGUUAGCUAACAUACAAUUAUCAGUCAAUUUAAUUACAAUAUCAGCGCUAAGUCUAUGGAUCGCAAUCUAAGCACACAAUUGGCUGCCAUUGCGACCGGUGUUGGCGUUGGAGUCGCUAUCGGUUGGCUCCUGAGGGCUAAAAUACACCACUCGUUGGCCAAACAUUUGGGCAACAAAUCCAAAGAGAUGGCCGAACACGCCUUCGACGAGAUAAUGGGCGCCGAAUGUAAACUCGUAAUUGUGGUCAGAAGUGAUCUCAAGAUGGGAAAGGGGAAGGCGUGCGCACAGUCUUCACACGCGGCCGUGAUGGCUUACGAACAGAUCCGCAACAAGAAGCCAAUACUGAAUCUAUGGCGAGCGUCGGGUCAGCGAAAAGUUGUGGUGAAAGUGGACACCGAAGAGGAGCUGUUGGAAGUGGAGAGAGAGGCGCGCAAAGCGGGUCUCGUGACGAGUCUUAUACGCGAUGCCGGACACACUCAGGUGUCUCCCGGCUCCAGGACUUGUGUGGGCGUCGGUCCCGGACCCACACAACUGGUCGACAAAGUGACCGGACAUCUCAAACUCUACUGACCAGUUGAUCCACUCAUCUAUUAAUUUAAUGAUUAUUUGUCUAUAUUUUGUGUAAAACUAUAUAUUUUUAAUACAAUACUUACAUUCAAAUGAACAAAAUAGACGAUUAUUUUUUAGAUUUUAAUACAAAACAAUUGAUUAUUAAUUAAUUAUUCAAAUAAAUUAUGAAUACAUUAAAGAUAUUACAAAAAA